GCAUGCCCCGGUGGUAGUAUAUUUUUAGCACAUUUCGUGUUCUAUGAUCUACUUUUCCCUAGGGUAAUUUGGACACAAGUAAACAAGUAUAUAAGUUUAUGCUUUCUUUUAUAAAAUUGUAAGUAGAAACACGUCAUAUCCUAUAGCCCACUUCACUACACGCACCUUAUUAUUAGUUAGGAGCACUAUAAAGCAGCCCACAACGAUAUACCUCAACUCACACUUGUGGUAAAGACUGGAGGACUGCUGCCCUUCCUGAGGGAUAGAAAAAUCUUACUUUUAGUCGAGAAGUUACACUUACAUUGUAGUAGGACACCAGAACCAGUGCAAGUGUUAUCCUCGCUACACUCUCGAACACAAAGACGCAAGUUUAUCUGCCAAGACAGAUAUCCUAAUUCUGCUCCAAAUUAUUGCUUCAAGAUGACGGUUACAGCUCGUUUGUACGUUCUGCUGGCGGCUGUGAUUUUUUAUCCGUCGCCAAACAAUGGUGGAUUGCUGGGAAUUUCUAAAUCAAUAAAAGAAAGCAUAGAAGCGAUGAAAAAAUGCACGGCUCAGAGGACAGCUGGCCUCAGUGGACGAAGUCACGCCGAUAUCGUCGCCGCCGCGAAAUUGUGGGCGCCGGUGGUCCGGUUGGCCGUGGGAGAGGAAUGGAAACCAUCCAGCGUCGAUUAUUUCCUCCAACACGUAAACUUACGCGGCGGUAGUCCCACGUCCGUCACUCCGAGCACCCUGCCCACCUGUAACAAGAACUGCUACCUGGAAACUAAGACGCCGUUAUCUUGUGCCUCUUGUCGAGAACCUGCCGUCUUUAAAGGUCAGGAUCCUGCCAGCGCCCCAGCAUACGCUAUAUACGAGGACAAGGGUAGCGUUGUUGAAAUCACUUAUUGGUUCUUCUUUCCAUACAACAGAGGAAAACGAGCGUGUGUGGGGUUCUAUUUUAAUAACGUAUGCCCGUGCUUCAAGGCGUGGGGUCAUUGCCUUUGUCCUCGAAUUAACGGAUGCGUAGGAGGGUACUCGACCUUUGGUAAUCACGUUGGAGACUGGGAACACGUAAAGAUAAAGUUCGAUAAUAACCAGAUUUACUCCAUAUAUUUGUCGAUCCACGGUUCGGACACCACCAAUAAAUUUGGAGGAGAGUUUCUGUGGAAUGGUAACGGAUUCAAGAAAGGGGAUGGCAUCGUACAGAUGACUGACUGCACACACGCUCAAGUCUACGCUGCCAAAGGGUCCCAUGGAAUGUGGCCAAACACAGGGGACCACGUGUACAAGAAACUCAUCAACGGAGACAAGUUGAAAGAUCUCUGUAGCGCCGGAACAGCAUGGAAGACUGCAGAUAACCUCAAAGUUGUCAAGAUGUCCGCCAAAGGACAGUUUACUGGGGAAUUCAGCUUUCUUAACUUCUUGGGUCGUUGGGGAAAUCGGGAACGCAAUUGUAUUCCACUUAUUGGUCAGUGUGUACUUUCAAAUGGUCCAGGAGGUCCACCUAAGUGAAAAUAUUGGAUGAAUCUUUGGAAAUGUUUUUCACACUUUAAUUAUAACGCACUAAAUAUGGUGAAUCAAGAAAACUUUUUAUUUUCUUCUGCAUACAUUUAUGUAUUUUGCUGCAGAGGCACUCUGAUUAUUUCUUGACAUACUGGUAAACAUUUUCAAAGGUAAUUAAUGGCAUUGGUUAUAUUUCGGUGGAUUGAUUUAUUUGAGUAAAUUACUUAGUACAGCACUAUUUUUCACUUUCAAAAUCAUAUAUUUAAUUAUUUUGUUACAUUUAAAGAUACACUCAUCUUUGUAAAUACGAAAGGAAAAUUGUAUGUACCCUGUAGCAUUUUCAGGUUUCUGGGAUAUUGUCACGGGGUAACAUAACAUUUAAAAUAAUAAUUUUGGAAAACCCCUCUUCGGUAUACUGAGUACUUUCUGACCCUGGGCACUGU
Lingula anatina is the source of this 1925-nucleotide messenger RNA. RefSeq lists its product as uncharacterized. Lineage: Eukaryota; Metazoa; Brachiopoda; Lingulata; Lingulida; Lingulidae. The record is from RefSeq and is a predicted model, not a curated record.